Molecule: messenger RNA, 2828 nt
Organism: Anguilla anguilla (European eel)
Lineage: Eukaryota; Metazoa; Chordata; Actinopteri; Anguilliformes; Anguillidae
Product: D(5)-like dopamine receptor
Exons: 1
Coding region: 468-1814 (448 amino acids)
Biological process (GO): adenylate cyclase-activating adrenergic receptor signaling pathway
Cellular component (GO): membrane
Molecular function (GO): G protein-coupled receptor activity
Source: RefSeq, a predicted model, not a curated record
CUAACUCUUAGCGUUUCUGCUUUGGUACGACCAGGCACCGAGAGUCCCUAUUCGGCGGAAUUCUGGAUUAUUGAAAAAUUGAAACCAAUCAUGCGCCACUGUCUUCACAAAAGGGAGGAUUGGCACUUUCAGUGCAUAGUCACACCGAUGCAGCGCCCAAAUCGCGGAGGGUAAAAAACGAAGAGAAAACAGACAUUGUUGCAGAUUAUUUAUUUGCCUAUCUAAAGCUUAUCCUUGAUCUUUGGACUACAUGGUGAAAGUAGCGAGGUUUAUUAAGAAACUACGUAUUUAAAAUACGUGCGGGGAGAUAGACAACAUCCACUAAAACCAAAACCAUGUAAAUUCACAAUUUAUCGACUUGCAUAAAGGUAUGGCAAUGGAUUUAACGGCUACCAAAUCAUAUAUUACAUGUAUAGGCCUAAGUCAUGUAAGUGUUGAAUCAAAGCAUUUCUAAAACAAGUCUACUCAUGGAAAACUUUACAAACGAAAGUCAUGUUUUUGCGGAAGGUACUGAAGCGGACAGCACUGGACUCAGCAUCCGCGCGCUGACAGGUUGCGUUCUGUUUCUUCUGAUUGUCUCCACUUUAUUAGGAAACACGCUGGUGUGCGCUGCCGUUAUUAAAUUCAGGCACUUGAGAUCUAAAGUAACCAACUUUUUUGUAAUUUCUCUGGCAGUGUCAGACCUAUUUGUGGCAGUUCUUGUGAUGCCUUGGAAAGCUGUCUCGGAGGUGGCUGGGUAUUGGCUCUUUGGCAAAUUUUGUGAGACGUGGAUAGCUUUUGACAUCAUGUGCUCCACUGCAUCUAUUCUAAAUCUUUGUAUCAUCAGUGUGGACCGAUACUGGGCCAUUGCAAGCCCCUUUAGAUAUGAACGUAAGAUGACACAAAGAGUUGCUUUUAUCAUGAUCGGUGUAGCGUGGACUUUGUCAAUACUCAUCUCUUUCAUACCUGUCCAACUGAACUGGCAUAAAGCGGAGGAGGACUACGCAGAUGAUAACAGCAGCAACCACACUGAGGACUGCAACGCAAGCUUGAAUAGUACCUAUGCGAUAUCAUCGUCGUUGAUAAGUUUUUAUAUUCCUGUUGUGAUAAUGAUUGGCACCUAUACAAGGAUUUACAGAAUCGCCCAAACACAAAUCAGACGAAUAUCUUCCUUAGAACGAGCCGUGGAGCAAGCACAGAGUCACCAACACCCAAGUGACUGCGCUAAUGAGAACUCUCUCAAAACAACAUUUAAAAAGGAAACUAAAGUUCUGAAGACGCUUUCGAUCAUCAUGGGCGUGUUUGUGUUUUGCUGGCUGCCUUUUUUCGUGUUGAACUGCAUGGUACCUUUCUGUGACAUUGGUGAAAUUGGGGACCCUCUGUGUGUAAGUGACAGUACUUUUAACAUUUUCGUAUGGUUCGGUUGGGCCAAUUCUUCAUUAAAUCCAGUCAUAUACGCCUUUAACGCUGAUUUCAGGAAAGCAUUUUCAACCAUACUGGGUUGCAACAGGUUCUGCUCCAGUGCUCCUGUUGAAGCUGUUAAUUUCAGCAAUGAGUUAGUGUCGUACCACCACGACACUACGUUGCAGAAAGACGCACCCAUUGCCUUCACUACCGCCCAGCUUCCUUCGGUAGUACCCAACAACGGGGAAGACGUGGACUUACCCUUUGAUAAAGUUUCUGUCAUUUCAAACGCGUCCCGUAAUCACAGGAACCUGCUUCUCCCGGCAAUCGUCCAGUUUGAAUGUGAAGCAGAAAUUUCCCUGGAUAUGAUGCCGUUUACCACGACUGGAGCCAACGAAUGUUAUGCAAUUCCUGGUCAGAUAGGGGAUUAGUGGUUUUUACCUCGCGAACAUUUCCUAAGUGUUAAUUGCCAUAAAUUUUAAGGAGCUUUUAAUCUAAACAAAACAUUUCAUUGCUAGAUGUAUGACAAUCCAUUUCAGUAUUAUCAUAUUAUCAUACGCUGCUUAAUUUCAAGCAGCAUGCAUAAAAGCUAAUCUAACUAUGUUAUCACCUAGAACAAAGUUUUAAAACAGAGUUGCUUAAUUUAAUUACAAAGGAUCAAUGUCUACAGCAGGGAAAGGUGCUGUUCUAAUCAGUUUUACUCCUGGUAGUUUGUUUGCACAGUAUUUCAAUUGUCCUUCAAAAUCAGCCCUUAAAAUGUAAACCACAAAUUACGCAUAGGAACUACACACUAUGACCUAUUUUAUCUGAGAACUGAUUGUUUUCUAAAAUUCACGAAAGUAUUUAUUACCAGGUAAACCUGUUAAUAAUUUCGUAAAAUAAUUAUAUAACCUAUGUGAGACUAUGUACUUCCAGUAAAAUUUAACCUAUAGUAGACUAUCGGUGUGACCACUGAUUAAUUUGUUCAUUACCAGUCAGAUUUCAAAUGCAUCAUUUGCAUUUCAGUAAACAUUUACAGCGUACAUCGGUAUAAUAGCGCAGUUUACAAUUAUCUAGUGAUAGCCCAUAUACCAAAACGUAAUAGCGUUUAAACCGUACUUUUGUAUAAGAGCAUGUCGGAAGAAUAAUAGUUCAUCAGUUUUGAAAUAUAGAUGAAUGUUGUAUGUUUGUCUGAUCGACACUAUAAUGUAUUUAUCAUUUCGUAAUGUAUCCUGUCACUCAUAUGUACUUUUCAGAUUAUUUAUGAAGAUGUAUUGAGUGGAUAUGGAUGUAUUAGGGCUCCCUUUAAAAAAAUAUAUUUUUAAAUCUUGUUGGACGUUGGAGUGGGGAUUUUGAAAUUUACAUUGGCCUUGAUACUUCUCACACUGUUGCAGAUAGGCUCCUUGAUCUGGAUAAGAAUGUAAUGCUGUGUCCUUUCAUCUCAUAAAUAAAUCUGAGACAUUUUU